AUGAAUAUCAGGCUUUUCUUGGUUUGCAGUUGUAACCACGCAGGUUGUGAAUGGAAAGGUUCUACUAGUGCAAGUCUUACAACCCAUCGCCGACGCCAUGCAGGGUACUGCUGCCCUUUCCCUGGUUGCCAAGCUAAAUCUCCAACCUGGAGUGCUCUACAGAAACACAGAAAACAACAUCCUUUGGAACUUCAAUGCCCAAAGUGUAAGAAGUCUUUUAAAAAAGAGGCUGCUCUGCAGAGACACAAAGAGACCCAUCUGGACAAAAAAAUCACCGUGGCCUGUCCCAGAAAAGACUGUACACAGACAUUUACUACAGUCUUCAACCUGACGCAUCAUGUAAGAAAGGAUCAUCUAUGCUUGCAGCCUUACCGUUGUUACCAUGCUGGCUGUAAUGGCACCUUUGCCAUGAGGGAAAGUCUGCUUAGACAUCUUGUGGUUCAUGAUCCUAACAAAGAGAAAAUGAAGCUCAAAUUCAACUUUAAGCCAUCAAAGAAGCAUUUAAGAGGAGCCCUCUGCCAAAUCCCUGUAGUGGAGGAAGAUCUGAGUCAUCUAUUUAAUCAGAAACUUUGCUUCCGAAGUAAAACAAUCCUGGAGAGUAACCUGUCCAUACUCUUUAAUGAACGUCUGUUACGUGAUCCUGUGGAGCCAGAAGUUAACCUUAGUAACCUCUUCCAGCUUGUAUCUGCCCAUGCUGAGAAAGGUGGCUUAAAGGUCUGCAAAUGAAUCUUCAUCAACUUAUUAGUAUCUAAAACUUAUUGAGAGGUAUCAGAUUUCUAAAUCUUUAGACCACAUCGGCUUGGAUGUUUGUAAUAAUAUUAAUUUGACAAAUAAGGUCCACCUUUGCUUAAGUUAUAAAAGAUGGAAAGCGGCAGGAGAUCCUGCAGAUCUCAUUAUAAUUGAGGAAUUUAAGGCCUGCUUAAAAAUGUUCAUGUUAAAACAUUUUCUACAGGGAGCCUGUGUUUGCAUAGCCUGAUUUAUUUUGUAGCAAAUGUGUGUCUGUGUGUGUGUGUGUGUGCUUCUUCUUUUUUUUUUUUUUUUUUUUGACAAAGAGCUCUGAGAAUGAUGUGGUCAUGUCAAGAGAACAAUCCUGUUUUUUUAUUUAUUCUGUUCAUGUCGGAGGACAAUAAAAUUUUAUUUAUGCCAUGUG
Rana temporaria (common frog) is the source of this 1150-nucleotide messenger RNA. Its product is annotated as P43 5S RNA-binding protein-like. The record is from RefSeq and is a predicted model, not a curated record. NCBI's taxonomy places the organism in Eukaryota, Metazoa, Chordata, Amphibia, Anura, Ranidae. The transcript is spliced from 6 exons. The coding region runs from base 1 to 726 and encodes 241 amino acids. Gene Ontology annotation, cellular component: nucleus.